Ipomoea triloba (trilobed morning glory) is the source of this 2701-nucleotide messenger RNA. Its product is annotated as transcription initiation factor TFIID subunit 12b-like. The record is from RefSeq and is a predicted model, not a curated record. Gene Ontology annotation, molecular function: TBP-class protein binding; protein heterodimerization activity; DNA binding. Gene Ontology annotation, biological process: DNA-templated transcription initiation; RNA polymerase II preinitiation complex assembly. NCBI's taxonomy places the organism in Eukaryota, Viridiplantae, Streptophyta, Magnoliopsida, Solanales, Convolvulaceae. Bases 384 to 2309 code for a protein of 641 amino acids. The transcript has 10 exons. Gene Ontology annotation, cellular component: transcription factor TFIID complex; SLIK (SAGA-like) complex; SAGA complex.
GGCACCCUCUCCAUGGAGUCACCGUGUCCGUGUGCAGUGUGACGAAGCAUCUCAUCUCUGCCACCGGAAACCCUCUUCCUCUCAGCUUCUCCGAAAACCUAUUUCUCAUAACAAAGAUUUUCGCUCAAGCUUUCUUCUCUGCUUCAGAAGAUCCAAUUUUCGAGAGCAAAUUACCGCUGCCUCAUCUUUCCUUCUUUUCUCGGGCAAGACACGGGGGCAGAGGAUAAUAACGUUUCCAUAGCGGAUUUUCUUCUCCGAUAGUAGCAUUUUCUCCCCAAAUCAAAAGGAGCCUACCAACCGUAGAGACGAGAGCUAUUUUCUUUUGUAUGACCGAAGUGGAGUUGUGAUAUUAUUGGUGUUGAAUUUUCCGAAUUGAGUGAAAAAUGGCGGAAAAUUCAUCCUCAUCCCCGAAACCAAUGCAAUCAGGGAACCAAGUAAUGGAAGCGUCGAACACGCAGUUACAAACGGCCGGGGCGGCUGGGACAGUGUCGAAUGCUGGAAUCCCCAUGCCCUCGCCGUCAAAUUCAAUUUUUCACUCGCCUUCUGUUGACCUCCCGCAAAUCCCCAUGACUCCUUCACAACAACAGCCACAGAUGCUUCAGCAACAACAGCAACAAAUGCAGCAGCUGCAGCAGCAGAGUAGUAAUAGCAACAACAAUAACAAUAACAAUUGUAGCAAUAACAACAAUAAUAUGAUGGCGGCUGCCAUGGCCUCUAAUUUUCAGAUGCAGCAAAGCUUGCAGAGAUCGACCUCAAUGUCGAGGUUGAGUCAAGUACAGCAACAGCAGCAGCAGCAGCAGUUUGGUAUGACGAGACAGCAAAUGGCUGCUGGGCUUUACGGGCAGAUGAAUUUUGGUGGUGGCGGUGGUGUACCUCAGCAACAGCAACCACAACAACAGCAGCAGAAUCCCCAACAGCAACAAAUGGGGCAGAUGGUUGGUGGUGGGAAUUUAUCUAGAUCGUCAUUGAUAGGACAGACCGGGCAACUCUCCAUGUUACCUGGACAAAAUGUCAUGGCUGCUGCUGCUGCGACUGCUCAAUUUAAUUUGCAGUCUCAAUUUUUGUCUGCGCCUCGACAGAAGACUGGUUUGGUGCAGGGAUCUCAGCUGCAUCUAGGGAGCUCCCAUGGGCAGCCAUUGCAGGGAAUUCAAGCAAUGGGGAUGAUGGGACCUCUAAAUUUGAGCUCUCAACUUAGAGCCAAUGGAUCCCUUUAUGCCCAGCAAAGGAUGAACCAGGCCCACUUGAGGCAGCAAGUGUCUCAGCAAACUCCGCUCACCUCCAAUCAGACAUUACAGGCACAGAACCUUCAAAGGACGUCAUUUAUGAAUCCUCAGUUAUCUGGAUUGACUCCAAAUGUUCAAUCAGCUAUGAUACAGAACACUUUAGCUCAGCAGCAGUGGUUAAAGCAAAUGCCUUCAUUAUCUUCUUCACCAAAUUCCCCUUCAUUCCGUCUUCAGCAGCAGAGGUUACUUAUUCAGCAGCAAUUAGCUUCAAGUCAACAGUUACAUCAAAAUUCAAUGGCUAUGAACCAACAACAGUUAUCCCAAAUUGUACAGCAGCAACAAAUGGGGCAUCCCCAGAUGCUGCAGCAGCAGCAGCAGCAGGCACCACCAGCACCAACGCAGCAACAGUCGCAGCCAGCAGACCACCAGCAACAACAGCUUGGACAGCAGCUUUUGCAUCAACAGCAGCAGUCUUCUCUGCAUAUGGCUGCCCCCACAUGCCAAAAAUCAAUGAGUUUAACUGGAUCACAACCAGAUGCUACUGCAUCGGGAGCCACUACUCCUGGGGGAAGCCCAAGCCAGGGAACUGAAGCAAGCAACCAACUUCUUGGGAAGAGAAAAAUACAGGAUCUAGUUUCACAGGUGGAUUCUAUGGGUAAGCUUGAUCCUGAUGUUGAAGAUCUUCUUUUAGAGAUUGCUGAUGACUUCAUUGAUUCAAUUACUACAUUCGCUUGCAAUUUGGCGAAGCAUAGAAAAUCAUCAACCCUGGAAUCGAAGGAUGUAUUGUUGCAUCUAGAAAAGAACUUGCACUUGACAAUUCCAGGCUUCUCAAGUGAGGAGAGGAAACAGCAAUCAGAGCAUCCAUCAUCAAAUGAUAUCCACAAAAAGCGCUUGGAUAUGAUACGUUCAUUGAUGGAAGCUUCACGUGCUGAAAUAAGCACAAGUGCAAAUAAUGCUAAGCAGAUGGUUAGACAGGGGAUGGGUGAUCAUAUUGGUCAAAACCACAUGAUAAGAGCUCCAAGUUCGGAGCAGUUGGUUUCACAGGCUAAUGCUUCUAAGAUGUUGCAACAAAUGACAAGGUUUUGAUGCACAUCUUUAUUGGACUCCCUAUUGGGGAACUUGUAGCUCCUUUGUCUUGAAUGGAUGAUUCGCCUACAAAAUUUUCAACAUCAUACCUCUAAUCCAUGUUACAGAUUAUAGUGGCGAAAGCAGCAAUUCUUCAGCUUACCAAAGUGCUAGCAAGUUAGAACACUUGAGCAUGUUUGUGAAGAAGUUGUGUUAGCAAGUUGUGGCAAAUUUCUUAUAGUUUCUGUAAUUUAACAUGUCUUCUGCAAAAUGUUAAAUCUUAGUCAGGUUUUUUAUUUUUUAAAAAUUUAAAUAUUUAGAAAGGUUGUAUAGUGUUUAUAGUCUGCAUCUAAAAAGUCAGUUUGUGACAAUAGCUGUUUGUUUAGUAGCCUAAACCAUAGGGCUUUGGUAAA